Molecule: messenger RNA, 5647 nt
Organism: Tetranychus urticae (two-spotted spider mite)
Lineage: Eukaryota; Metazoa; Arthropoda; Arachnida; Trombidiformes; Tetranychidae
Gene: sha
Product: shavenoid
Biological process (GO): imaginal disc-derived wing hair organization
Cellular component (GO): cell cortex
Source: RefSeq, a predicted model, not a curated record
UGAUAAUCACAUUACCAUUACCAUUAUUUUUAUUAUUGUUACAAGUUUAUAUCAAGAUACAGAAUAUUCCCAAUCGCUUAUAAUAGCGAAAACGUUAGUAUUUUUUAUUCUAUUCAAGGUUAUCGGACUGAAUUCAGUCUUACCCAAGUUUACACUUUUUUCAUCUUCAUCAGAAACUAGAUGAAGUAUGAUCAUUAUUGCGUUGUAUAUCUUGUUAACUGAAUGAUGUUCAAUAAAAGUUGAAUGAAUCGAUGCGUAAACCUGUUAAAAAGUCACGGUUAUUAUGUUUUGUAUCAAAAAGAGUAAAUCAAAAUAAACAUAAAAAACAGGCAAAACAAUCAAAUAACUAAAAGGUUAAAACAGAUGAUAAGGUGAGUUUAACCUCAAGUUUACCCAUUGAUCAGUUAAAUUACCAAUAACUAUAAUCGUAACUAUAAUGAAAUGAACAAAAAACACUUAAACUGUUAAUAAAAGUGAAAACAUGAUCAUUUGGGAAGCGAAAGUAAACUUCCUCAAGUAAUUACCAAUUUGUUGUAGACAUUUCAAGCUGUUAAAUGCAAGAUUAUUCAAUACAAAUGAUAUUUACCGCAAUUCAAAUCAGAGUUGAGUUCAAUAAUAGAUUAUGAAUAAUAAAGUGGAUAAAUUAUUGAAAAUAGAUUGGUUUGGAUCAAGACAUUUCAAAAAUAUCAGAUAGUUAUGGUUAAAUUGCAGCUAAAAUAAGAAUGAUUAAAGUGGACCUUUUCUGGAAAAACAUUGUAAAUGUUUGAUAAUUUUGUUGAUUUCAACGACAAUUAUGUAUUUCAUUUUGAUAUACUAAACACAAUUGGAGUGAAAAAAGAUGACAAUUUAUUCUAAUAACAUCUAAUUUGUAUUCUGUUAACCUCAAUAACGAUCCGAUAGUUUCUUUUUAAUUAUUAAAGCUUCUCUUUUUGGAUCAUAUCAAUUAAAAAGAAAAAGAUGAUUGCGGUUGAUUGGUUUACUUUGAUUAUUGUCUUUCUUCUGAUUGUAUUUAAACAUGAACAAACAAUUUACUUUUACUUAUCAUUCACCAACACAAAUUAUAGCAAAACAUUUCGACUUAAUGUUGCAUAUUCAAAUUUUUUGUCACAUUUCCAUAUCAGUUUAUCCUUUUCUCACAGCUAAGCUAAAAUAAGAUACAUUAGACCACAAAUUAGGUUGCUUCACGCAACUUAUCAUUCAAAUGAACUACUUUCUCAAAUAAACUCAUUAUUCUGUCCUUUUAAUUAAUACAUUUUUCUAGAUCCUCAGAAAAUUUGCUCAAGAAUAUUCAAAAACAAUCAAUCAUAAUCUUUUCUUUUCGUUUUUUGUUCACUCAUAGGAUGAGGUAAAUUGAUGGGAAUCAGUUUACCAUUCAUUUGGUUAAAAAAGGCGUCCAAAUGAUAAACUGGAAUAAUUGCGAGAAAAAAUUGGAUUGAAUUGUCAACGGAUUGCUCGAAGGGUUAAUAUCCGUAUUUACCCAUUCGUUUCUUAUGGGUCGUAAGCGUGAAACAGGCAGUUGUUUUGAAGCCAAUUUGAUUUACUCGCUAUUUUGUGUGAUAACCAUGUUGAAUAGUGUUGUCAAUUGUCAAUUAAUUAAGGAGAUCAACCGUGAUUAUCAUGGAGAUAUUUUCAUUCUCUCAAGUGAUUUCGUCUCUUGCGAUCCAUCUUUGUGUACUGAAGAUCAAAGAUUUGCAGCUCCAGUUAGUGGUCAUCCGUGUAAAUGCCAAUGCGAUCCAUCGAAACAAGUUUUUCGUGAAGACAUUCAACAAUGUGUUAGAGAUUUAGACGACUGUCCAUUGGUUACUUUCACCAGAACUUAUAUAUCCGAAACAAUACCAGUGGUCUCAUUGCCAACUGCAGGACAAUUGGUCCAUCCAGGAGCCCACCUAAAUUUAGAAAAUCGCAAUAACAUAGUUAACCAAACAUGUCGAGUAGAAAGUGAUAUGGUAAUGACUAGUGACGGUUGGAUCCCGAUUGACAAUAGACCAGUAUUUGCACUGAUUAUGGAAGGAAGCCGAUCAUUUUUACAAUGGAUUGGUAAUGACCAUAAUAGGCGACAGUUGGAGCAAAAGCUAGUGUUGAUUCGCUUCAAUUGUCAACUCAAACCGCGCCAUGGAUCGCUUGAAAUAGCUCCUUAUCGCCCUUGUGCUGCAGUCAGAAUUGGAUGGGUUCCUGGUUCAAGUCUUAGCUUACUUAAUAAUCAAAUAGGAGGCUAUGAUGGUUCAACAGGAUCUGCAAAUCAAAAUAAAGGUACAUCAGGCUAUCUGAUUAUCGGCUUAUCCAUAGGCAUUUUAGGGUUAACAUAUGUUCUUUCUUUGAUGAUUUACCUGAGAUCUAAGAGGGUAGAUAGAGUAAAACAUCACCAUAAUCACCAAAUUCAACAUAACCCUUACAAUUCACCACAAGCCAAGCAAAGUUUGAAUCGUCAUGGCUCAUCUUACUAUGGAGAUUCGUCUUCCAACCAAACAGUGAGUUCAUCUUUGGACCGCAGUAAAAACCAUAAAUCAGAAAUAAUCUCUCCUGGAGGAACAGUUGAUAAAAAAGAGAGUUUCACUUUGUCAAUGGGUGAAAGUUGCGACGAAAACGACGAUUUUAACCCUUCCAUUAUUUCCGUAAAGUCAAACAAAAGUGAAAGCAUUAACAUAAACAAUAGCUGUUCAAAACAAGAUGUCGCCUCUUUCAAUCCUUUUAAUCAACAUCGCCUUCCUAUGUCGUCAUUGACCCCUAUGUCAACUUGUUUCCCCUCAUCAGUGCCAUCACCAGUCUCACACUCUGUGUCAUCAUCAACCUCAACAACCAUCACAACUUCAACUUCAACAUCAGCUGCAUUGUUGCCUAACUCACCUUCAGUUUCUUCAACUUCAUCUCUCCAUACUUCUUCCCCAUCACCACCCUCACCCUCAUCAUCUCUUUUGCUAUCUCAAUCCUUGUCAUCAUCUCAUAAUCAACAUACUCAAUCUUCAUUAACUUCUUUACAGACUCGGGUGAAUGAAAAAUCUUCUCAAUUUAAUGUACAAACUACAUCACAACCAGGUUUAUCAUGUCGCAAGCCAACUCGGUUAUCCAAACGAGAUCUCGCAAUUGCUCCGAAAUUGUUGGAUCCAGAAGCUUUAUCUUCACCUUCACCAACAGCGAUUGAAUUUUUAUCCCGACUGAGAGAGGUGAUAACUUCAGCUCGAGGCCGAAUGAGAGCAUUUCGUUUCAAACCUACUCUCCUAGUCAUUCCAGAAGAUGAUUACUUUAUUGAAGAACCAGAAUCUAGAUAUAAAUCAAUUUCAUCAUCAAUCGAUUCAAUGAAUACAAGUUCCUUGGAAAGCUAUGGAGAAAUAAACAGAACUGAUUUCCAAAAAUAUUUGAUAGUUGGAGAAACCUUAUCAUUGUAUCCUUAUGGUCAUGACAAUUUUCAUAGCUAUUCUCGCAGUCAACAUUUACAACCAUUAUCUUUGCCAGCUGAGCUUUCCCGACACCUGACUGACAAAUUAAAAUCAUGGAAGCUAACAGAUAACCAAUCCUCACUAAGCCCUAAUCUAAGCCCUAUUAGUGAUGGCAAUCUAGGCUCUUCAUCAUCAUCAUCUAAUGAUAUCUCUGACCCAGAAGUACCUCAAUCACCACAUCGAUCUCAGUAUCAUGAAAAACUCCAAUCAAAUUCCAGUGCAUCACCAACCUACAGGUCUUGUGAAGACUCCGCUUCAGUUGCCUGGAAUAAUGACAAUACAUCAAGAGUAUCACGAAGAGAAAUAGUUGAUCGCUUAGCAGAGGAAAUAGCUACUAAUGAUAGUUGCGAAGCCAAUAAUAACGCUGAAAACGAUGAUCACGACAACAAUGAAGCAGAUUCACUGAAUGAUUUGUCUGAUAUUAACGAGAAUUUGUUUGAAACGAAUCGGAGCCUUGGAAAUAUGUAUGAUAAUAUUACUUCAGAAAAUUUAGUUAAUCUAUCAAAUGAAGUUGAGAAGAAACUUGCUCAAAGAAGUAUUGUUCCUUUGCCCGAGGUCGUAACCAAUGUAAAUGAAGGUAACAAGAUGAAAAUUGCUGAUGGAAUUAAAUCAAGCUCUCAACAUCAUUCUCGAGAAGACUCUAAAUUGAGUCAAUUAGUUGCUGAUUUAAAACAUUUUACUCGUAAACGAAAACAAAUUAAAACGAGUAAAUCUUUACCGGUGGUUAGUGAUAACAAUUGGAUGUUACAACCAGUUUCUUCCAUGUCAUUGAGGUUAUCUUCAUCAAGAUCAUCCAGACCUUCCAUUUCUUCAGGUCAACCCGGAAAUCGCUCAAUGAGAAACAAUAGCAAUUUCACCAAUAAUGGAAUAAGCCGGUUGAAUAAGAACCAGACUAAGUUUACUGCUAAUAAUAAGUCAGAGGAAAUGUCCCAAGUAAUCAUUCAGGAAGGUCGUUACCUAAACCUAAACAAUCAUUCACCAGUUUCCGAUGACGAUAGGUCAAUCGGAAAUGAAAUUACAAGUUCUCGAUGCGGACUGGAAACGUGGAGUUUAUCAUCUGAAUUAAGCACUGGAUCAUCAUCACCCAUUUAUGGGAAAAAUAUUGAUAAUGAUAGCUUUGGAAAUCAAUAUAUUCUUGACACAAUGGCCCAUCAUGAUGAGGAUGAAAUGUUCAUUUCUUUCACAGGAAAUCAAUUUGAAUCAACUCUAGAUGACAAUGAAAUUGGUUAUAUAAGUCGCUUUAAUUUAAUCAAAAAAUAUAUCGAUAAUCCAGAUAAUUUCGAUGUGAAAGAUGCAAAGAAAUCAGAUGGCAUAAACCAGUCGACUGAAAGACAAAAGGCUGGAAAAGACAAUAUUUCAACAAAUCAAAUAGAUGCAACUAAUCAUUUGACUCAUGCUAUUAACUCUCAGUCCAUAAACCAAAGAAGAUCAAUUGAUUAUAAACAUUAUCAACCAUCAGCUCAAUCAUUAUCAUCAUUAACCUCAACAUUGCCAACCUCUUACUCUGAAAUGUGUUCAUCUGAUGAUGGAAUGUCUUCGGCUUCCGUUUCUUCGAUAAUGUUCAUUGAAUCACCUAAUCAGGGAAGGCGAAAGUCUGUUGAUCGUCGAUUAACCAAAGGUAUCACGGAACGUGAUGAUCAAAGUCACUACGGAAACAAUGUUGCUAAUAAUAAUAACUUUAUGAUGAUGAAAGGAUCCAUCAGAGGAAGCUGCAAUAAUAUUAAUAAAAUGAUUCAACCAUCUAAUGGAAUCAGAUUAACUCGUCAGAAUCCAGUUCAGAAAAGAUAUUUUCCAAAUGGAUUAAUGACAAUUGCCUGAAAAAAAAGAUGCAACCGGAAUUGGAACUAGAUAAUGAAAAAAUAUGAGCCAAUCUUAGGCUCAAAAUUAUUUUUUUGUAUUAUACAAGUCAAACAAAAGAAAUUAUGGAUUACCAGAAUGUACUUUUGCCUAAUUAUUUCCAUCAUUUUUUUCCUGCAAAAAAAUGAAUUAAUCUGAAUCAUCCAGAAUAUCUAGUGAACCAAGACUAACAAGUUGACUUUACAGAUUCAUUAUCAACUUAUUUUUUUGUAAUUAUAACAUUUAUAGCGCAUUGUAAUUUGAUUUGGUGUUAAUUUAAUUUUGGAUCUCAAAUGAACCUUUUGCUCAAAACUAUCAUGGAUGAUGAUAAAGCAAGUUAGAUGUAAGCCAAUAAAUUGUUCACAAUUGUCCAAUAA